Messenger RNA from Paramecium sonneborni, 129 nucleotides. NCBI's taxonomy places the organism in Eukaryota, Ciliophora, Oligohymenophorea, Peniculida, Parameciidae. The record is from the annotation of a GenBank genome assembly.
AUGAAAUUCAAUAAAGAGGGAAUAAAGAAUCAUGAAGUUUUGUAGAAUAAAUUGUUAUGGAAUGAAAAUGUGAGAUUGAAAGAAUAGAUUGAAAAAAAUUAGUUAAGUUAAAUUUUAAUGAAAACUUGA